Messenger RNA from Pseudomassariella vexata, 933 nucleotides. RefSeq names its product Lipocalin-like domain-containing protein. The record is from RefSeq and is a predicted model, not a curated record. The transcript is spliced from 2 exons. Lineage: Eukaryota; Fungi; Ascomycota; Sordariomycetes; Amphisphaeriales; Pseudomassariaceae. Bases 233 to 703 code for a protein of 156 amino acids.
UGUCACUGGGUUUUGUCUCUCUUGAGGAUGUGUUGGAUCCAUAUGCAUGGGGGAUGGCGAAUUACCCGGAUUAGUAAAUUCUGUAAUCAAACUCGAGGAACAAGUACGUGAGAACUAAACGCGAUAAGGACUUAUCACGAGGGUGAAAAGUCCAUAUAAACGCCAAGAAGAUACCCCCCUUCAUCAGUGAGCAACUUCCAACCCUCAUCAUAAGCUCAAUCAGUCAUCGAAAAUGGUGGCAUCUGGAGAUAUCCUCGACACCAUUGUCGGGAUUUGGCAGCUGGUCAACACAACCAAUUUCGAAAGCAACGGUACAAGCAUAAAUACAGAACCCCAAGCCGGUAUCCUCACAUACCACAAAUACGGCUAUAUGUCCGCGAACACCAUGUCGACAGUACCAGAGUUCCGGCCCGAGGGCCUAACUUGGCCUCCCCAGGACAACCAGACGGACUUAGACUGGGCCACGGUCGCGAGGCACACGCUCGGGUAUUCCGGCCCCUUCUCUAUUAACCAGUCGACAGCCAAUACGGGCUUCAUCACGCAUGGGCCUCUGUAUGUUGCCGAUAUACCGUCCUGGGUGGGGACAGAGCAGUUGCGGCCGUAUACGUUAACCAAGGGCAAAGAGGAGACGAUUCUACGGUUUACUCUGAUUAACGACGAAAAUGGGAGGGAGAGUAAUUUGUAUUGGAAGAAGUUGUCUUGAGUGGCUGGUGCGUUCUUUCCAAGAGGAUUGGACCGUACACGUAAAAGCAAGCACGAGGAGUCGGAGAGAGAUUGAUGGGUUAUCGGGAGCCGACAGAUGUCACAGAAUUUCAUUGAAUAGGACCGGAAUAUCUUGGGUAGACGAGAGUCGCACACUGGGUCUUCUCACAUAUAAUGGACAAUCUGCCGCUCGCUUGAAUCCACGGGAAAUAUAUACUCAUACAUUGUUAG